AUAAUUUGCAACAAAAAAUAACUUAAAACAAUUGAAUUUGUUGAAAACGAUUGCGAUUUUUAUUUGUGCGAGAAUAUCAGAAAACGUCGAGAAAACUUAAAAAGUUUUUCUUUACUUCAGUGAAACAAACAUGAUACUGCUUUUUAUGAGCUCAUUGGGACAGUUAUGCUUUCCUAAACGCCAGCUAAAUAACAACCUAACAACGUUUUAUUCAACAUAACAAAGAAUCAUUGUUGAAAUUGAAAACGAACGACGUUGAAACAGGAAAACUAGAAUCUUAAAAAGUCAGCUUUUGAGAUAAUAUUUUAGCGUAGAGUUUUCAGUUCAGUGUAUUUAGUUAUUUAAAACAACAAAAACCACAAAAAAAACCAAUAUUAGUUGUUAAUCCUUGUUUGUAUAGCUAAGCAAAUCAUUAUUUAUUUUCCCCACAUCUCAUCUCUAAGUAUAGGCGCAUUUUUUUCACAUAUAUUCCCAACUGCAUCGCCCAACCAAAAAAGAGGCUAUAUUUUCAAAAAUAUUUACUUCUUUUUGCUAAAAAGCUAAGGUGGUAGAUAUUUCACUUUAUCCUUAACAAGUCCUAACACUCCCGAGAUAUUUUCUUCUUUGGAACAAGUAUUCCUCAAGUAUUGAUGUAGUGGCAUUAAUUUCUUUUGAAAUUCUUUCCCAACAAACAUGAGAAUUGCAAAAAUGAAAUUUAAACGCAAAUUUGGUUGUUUAAAUAUUUGAAAACAAAUAUUUAUACAAAACCCCCACCCCAACAAAACACCUCUCGCCACCACCACCACCACCAUCACCAUCUCCACAUACACAAAUACACAUUUCAAUCCAACCAAACAAAAUAACAAAUUAUCAAGGAUUCAUUUUGUUUCAAUUCUUUUUCGAAACAUUUUCGUAGCAUCUUAAAGAAAAAAAAAAAAAGAAAAUACCUAAAUAAAUUUUUUCAAGUUCAAAAUUCAAAAAAUUCAAAAGAAAGCUCGCAAAGUUUCUGAAACUCUUUUUAUUGGCAAUCAUCCUCUCUCUCGCUCUCUGUCUCUUUUAGAAAAAGCCAAGCUUUUCUAGAUUAGCAGUUUUCCUGUAAGUUUUUCCCUUUCUUCGGUUCCUUUGUUUAUUGUUGUUGUUGUUAGUGUAACAAACAUAUUCGGCAUUUGAAAAGACCGGAAGGCUUAUUUUGAAAAUGGAACCCUUUUCACCGGAAGUCCUUUGGAUUGUUAUUGUCGGUUUUAUUAUCGCAUUUGUGUUGGCAUUUGGCAUUGGCGCCAAUGAUGUGGCAAACUCAUUUGGUACCAGCGUUGGCUCAGGCGUUUUGACCAUACGACAAGCAUGUAUUCUGGCAACAGUUUGUGAAAUUUCCGGAGCUGUUUUAAUUGGCUACAAGGUAUCGGAUACGAUGCGCAAAGGCAUACUGGAAGUUGAACUCUAUCAAGGCUACGAAGAUGAACUUAUGCUCGGUUGUUUGGCAGCAUUGGCCAGCAGUGCGAUAUGGCUGUUGGUGGCAACAUUUUUGAAGCUACCAAUCUCCGGUACGCAUAGUAUAGUGGGCUCAACUAUUGGCUUCUCUUUAGUGGCCAGGGGUACCCAGGGUUUGAAAUGGUCAACCAUGGGUACUAUAGUUGGUUCGUGGUUUAUAUCGCCGGUCUUAAGUGGUUUAGUGAGCAUUCUGCUCUUUCUGGCCAUCAGAAAAUUUAUUAUAAGAUCACCUGAACCGCUUAAAGCCGGAUUUCGUUCGUUGCCCAUAUUCUAUGGCGUCACAUUUUUCAUCAAUGUGAUCAGUGUUAUGUUGGAUGGACCGAAGUUGCUUUAUAUGGAUAAUAUACCCACCUGGUUGGCUGUGACUGUAAGUUUAGGUUUGGGUCUAUUGGUGGCCAUUUUGACUCAAUUAAUAUUGGUGCCUGUGCAGAAACGUAAAAUCGCCAAACAGCUAAGAGCCAAGAAUCCUGUCAAGUUUCAAUUUGAGGAUUCUGUGGAAUCAUCACCGUCCGGUAGUCCUAAGAAAAAUCGUCGUCCUCUCAGUUUGGUGAGCGAUGGCAAACAACUGCCUGCAAUUGCUGAGAUAACCGAGCUGGUCUCGUUGACAGACAAUUCGCCGAAAACUUUUAAAUUAGCUCCCUUCAAUUUGAGUGGUAACAAAGCCAACGGUACCACGCCCGAUGGCUAUAAGAUAAAUCCGGAAAUCAUCAAAAAGGCCGAAGAUCUCUUGGGCAAGGCUAGCUUGGACAAUACCGAUUUGACCAUAACCAGUUUGAAUUUUAUCGAUGAACAUGGUAAUGGAAACGGCAACGGCAACGGUAACGGCAAUGGUCAUCAUGUGGGCCUAAAUGGUCUUCAAAAAUCGAACGCUAAGGGCAAUUUGAAUUCUUUGGAGGACUGUUUUAAGCCGCCACCCCACAACGAGACGUUGCCAGUCACAUCCCCAACGAAUGAGCUUCCAAAUAUAACCGCCAAUGUAGCAGCUACUGCGAAUAAUAAUAAUCCCAUUAAAGAAAAUACUGCCUGUUCCUUGGUGUCGAAAGAUGAAUGUGAUAGGGUUGGUGAAACGCCAAAGAACCUGACAGUGGUCGAAAGUGGCACCAGUUUGGAGAUGAUGAUUUCCACCACACUCUCGCCCAACUCGAGUAAAGUUCCUUUGAUUGAAAGUAAGGAGGCCAUAAAUGAAUUUAAAAAUCCCACAACGGAGCACAACGACGAGGAAACGGAAGAAAUUUCCAUGUUAUUUUCGUUUCUACAAAUCCUAACGGCUACUUUUGGUAGUUUUGCCCAUGGUGGCAAUGAUGUCAGUAAUGCCAUCGGUCCCCUGAUUGCUCUGUAUAUGAUUUAUCGUGAAGGCUCUGUGAUGCAAAAGGCCGAAAGUCCUAUUUACAUUUUAAUAUAUGGUGGCAUUGGCAUCUCCAUAGGUUUAUGGCUUUGGGGUCGACGAGUAAUUGAGACCAUUGGCAAUGAUCUAACCAGGAUUACCUCAUCCACGGGUUUUACUAUCGAAAUUGGUGCCGCUAUAACUGUACUGCUGGCCAGCAAAGUUGGCAUACCGAUUUCCACUACACACUGCAAGGUGGGCUCAGUGGUAUUUGUGGGACACAUAGCCUCCAAGGGCAAAAGUUCAAGUAAAACGGAAUCAAAGCCAAAAAUUCACGAUGAACUUGCCAAAGAUGGACAUCAGCAGGCUUUGGAGAAUGGUACUCAGGAAAUUUACAAAACAACAGUGGAGCCAAAAGAAUCAAAACCUGGAGGUGGCGGUGGCGAUGGCAGUGUUGAUUGGCAUUUGUUUAGAAAUAUAGCAUAUGCUUGGAUAGUUACGGUGCCCGUAACGGCGUUACUAAGUGCUGCCAUUAUGUUUGUUUUAUGUAUGGCAUCUGGAAUUUAAGUUAUGAAACGGUGAAACUUUACAAAGCCGAACGAAGAUAGCAAAAAAAAAAAAAAAAAGAAUAAAUAUAUAAACAAAAAUAAGUUUUACUUAAAGAAAAAAAUGUAUACAUAAUAGAAAGUACUUAGAAGCCGAAGGAGUCCCAUAUAUACAUCCUCAAUUCCUAUAAGAAAAUCGAAAUCCCACUUAACAAAAAGCUACAGUAGUUAAGAACAGUAAAUGAAAAUUGUUAAACGCAUGAUAUUUGAAGCAAAACAAUGAAACAAAAAAUUCAAAAUAAAAUUUUAACUAAAACUUCUGAUUUUAAAGAA
Messenger RNA from Stomoxys calcitrans (stable fly), 3669 nucleotides. RefSeq names its product sodium-dependent phosphate transporter 2 (gene NaPi-III). The transcript is spliced from 8 exons. The coding region runs from base 1175 to 3358 and encodes 727 amino acids. Gene Ontology annotation, biological process: phosphate ion transmembrane transport. Lineage: Eukaryota; Metazoa; Arthropoda; Insecta; Diptera; Muscidae. Gene Ontology annotation, cellular component: membrane. Gene Ontology annotation, molecular function: phosphate transmembrane transporter activity. The record is from RefSeq and is a predicted model, not a curated record.